Molecule: messenger RNA, 1161 nt
Organism: Aspergillus uvarum CBS 121591
Lineage: Eukaryota; Fungi; Ascomycota; Eurotiomycetes; Eurotiales; Aspergillaceae
Exons: 2
Coding region: 1-1161 (386 amino acids)
Biological process (GO): retrograde vesicle-mediated transport, Golgi to endoplasmic reticulum
Cellular component (GO): endoplasmic reticulum; SNARE complex
Molecular function (GO): SNAP receptor activity
Source: RefSeq, a predicted model, not a curated record
AUGACACUCACGACCUACGAUACCUCCCGGGACUCGUCCGAGCUCGCAGCCCUGAAUCUGUCGCGCCUGUUGGCACGCUUAGAAUACAAUCUCCUCUCUUCCGCGGCGGACUUGAGGCCACUCCGACAAUCAGACUACCAGCGCAAGAGAGUAGGAGCGAACAUAGAAUACGCCCGCACUACCCUCCAGAACCUCGAACGCACCCUCCCCCAGAUCAAGCCUCUCGAACACCGACAGACGCUCCAAACCAAUCUCGCGCAGCAACGCCUCGUCCUCGGCCGCCUCCAGGACUUUCUCGACCAAAUCACCGCCGAAGCGGAGACAAGCCGGGGGAGGAAGCAGCAACGACAAGCCGUCGCGGGGUUUAGCACUGGCACCCCCGCAUCUGGCACUCCCAACGAAGAAAUCGAAGAAGACUCGGACUCGGAUUCCGAACCUCCCGACGGGGAGGAUCUGCUUGGGACUCCCGAAGAAGGCAGCACCACCGACGAAGUAGUCGACGAGGACCGGGACAACGACACCGUCGGAGACCAGCAACAACCACCACCAACUCAAUCCUCCGCGCUCUCCACACCAACCACCACUGAGACAGAAUCCCCAUUACCGACAACGACAACGACCACACCAGCACCAGCACCAGCACCACCAACAGCAACAACAACCCAACCCCACCCCUCAUCAACCCUCCGCAUCCGCACCACCGCCACCACUCCUCAAUCUCCCUCAACCUCAACCCUAACAGCAACCGGCACCUCACUCCACCCCGAAUCCCACCCCUCCCACCCAUCCUCAUCAUCACCACCAAACCCCAACCCACCAGUAACAACAACAGCAACAACAACAGAAGAAACCCUCAUCUCCUCCCGCGCAGAACAAGAAGACCUAACGACCUCGCUCCUCUCGCUCGCCUCGCAGCUCAAAUCCUCCUCGCAGGCCUUCCACGCCUCCCUGGACGCCGAGAAAUCCGUGCUGGCGCGCGCGGUCGACGGGCUCGACCGCACGACGACCAGCAUGGAGUCCGCCGAGCGGCGCAUGGGCGCCCUGCGCCGCAUGUCCGAGGGGAAAGGCUGGUGGGGGCGCAUGAUGCUGUACGCGUGGAUCUUCGGGCUGUGGAUCGUGGCGAUUCUGAUUGUGUAUGUGGGGCCGAAGUUGAGGUUCUAG